AUGGACCUGAAAAAUCUCUCCAGCAAUUGGAAGAAGCUCCAGGAGACGCUGAAAAAGGACUCCGUCUCGUCCCCCGCCAAGCGCAAGACAUUGGACCGCGACGUCCAAUAUGGUAUGGUGAAAAAGCAGAAAACCGAAGCAGUAGAUGGGAAAAAGAAGUUUGAAGCGACUCGCAUAUCAAAACGGAGGAAAAGAAUGGCCCACGGGGAUGAAAAUGGUGUGCAAGAGACCGGCGUAAAAUCCGUGUCGCGGACAGAUUCCACUGCUGCGGACUCGAAGAUUGCUAAAGUUAAUGAAGGCCGUUCACCGACCGCCGAAAUAGGGAAAUAUGUCGCGAUGGACUGCGAAAUGGUGGGAGUUGGCCCCAAUCCUGACAAUGACUCCGCUCUGGCCCGCGUCAGUAUUGUCAACUACAACGGCGACCAGGUCUACGACUCCUACGUACGGCCGAAGGAGAUGGUCACGGAUUGGCGCACACAUGUAAGCGGUAUCGCUCCGAAACAUAUGGCAGAAGCCCGUUCCCUCGAGCAGGUUCAGAAAGAGGUUGCAAGCAUCCUGGAUGGACGAAUACUUGUGGGACAUGCAGUGAGCAAUGAUUUCUACGCCCUGCUUCUGAGCCACCCCAAGCGUGACGUCAGAGACACAAGCAAGCAUCCCCCAUAUCGGAAGGUCGCUGGAGGAGGUUCACCGCGCUUGAAGAUGUUGGCCUCGGAGUUUCUGGGUCUAGAUAUCCAAGCAGGUGCACAUUCUAGUGUGGAGGAUGCCAGGGCUACGAUGCUUUUGUAUCGACGGGACAAAGAUGAAUUUGAGCGGGAGCAUUUGAAGAAGUGGCCGGUGCGGGUUGUGGCAGAGAAAGGGGAUGGGGAGGAUAAGAAGAAGAAGAAGAAGAAGAAGAAGACGCGUAAGAGGUGA
Messenger RNA from Aspergillus tanneri, 912 nucleotides. It is a transcript of the gene rex4, whose product is annotated as putative 3'-5' exonuclease. Gene Ontology annotation, cellular component: nucleus. The transcript is spliced from 2 exons. Gene Ontology annotation, biological process: ribosomal large subunit assembly; rRNA processing. Bases 1 to 912 code for a protein of 303 amino acids. Gene Ontology annotation, molecular function: 3'-5' exonuclease activity; nucleic acid binding. NCBI's taxonomy places the organism in Eukaryota, Fungi, Ascomycota, Eurotiomycetes, Eurotiales, Aspergillaceae. The record is from RefSeq and is a predicted model, not a curated record.